Molecule: messenger RNA, 1207 nt
Organism: Lymnaea stagnalis (great pond snail)
Lineage: Eukaryota; Metazoa; Mollusca; Gastropoda; Lymnaeidae
Source: the annotation of a GenBank genome assembly
GGAAAACACAUCUUUGAAAUAGCAUUUCCAGUGUCUCAACGAGGAAGUCAUUCGUCUGUUGGUGUUGGCUAUAAAGAUGCUCCAUUGAGCUAUAACAGCAGAGUCUGUCUUGUUGGGAACAAUGGAAUCUCAUGGGGGAUCAGUUUGAAAAGAAAAGAGUCAUGGCACAAUAAAAAGGGAUGGAGAUACCCACAAUAUUUGGUAAAUUGAACAUGGCAGAGAAAUUUAACACUAGAUUGUGAUUUGAAUACCACCAUUGAGCAGGCCCCUGGCAAAAUAAAGCUGCACCUGGGGGCAAAAUCUGAAUUUAAGCACCCCCUCUUUCCGAAAUAAAUAUAUAUUAAUACACAUUUUUUGCAUGAAAAAUGAUGGUUUUGGUGUCAUCUGAAGAUAGUGCCUUCUAAAAAUGGUACCUGGGGUGGUGACCCUUUCCAAACCAACUCGCUAAAUAAUUUUAGUUAGGAAAUGGGGAAGAAGUAUUCCCUGGGGAAUAGCCAACUUAAUAAAACAAAAAGUGUUUGAAAAGUUUCAUCUUUAUUUUUUAUAUUGUCCUGAGCAUUGCUGUCUAUAUCUUUGAUUAUGUUUAUUCCCCAUCGAUUCUAUGAUGGCUUGAAAUAUUAUAAAUCUGUUAAACAUUGUAAUAGGGCUGGAGUGUAAACAAAAAUGAUUUUUUAAUUUUUAUUAAAGAAUAUUUUUAAUCGUAAAGAAUCACCCACUUUUGUUCAACCUAUUUAUGAUUAUUUUUAGCAACAUAUGUCAACUUUAUACCAUUAAUAUUUAAAAAAAAAAACAAAGUUAAAGAAAUUAAGUGAAAAAUUUAGGAGAGUAUUUUUAAAAAUGUAUGCAAUUACUAUUAAUCAGUUUGUAUUUUUGUUUUUGUGGUACCUACGAUACCGGUACAGACUAGGCCUACAUAACUUGUAACAUUGGUAAUUAGACACAUUAAUCUAAAGAACACAUUAAAAUAGCCCAUGCUCACCAUAACCUUUCAUUCUUUAUGUGGCUGCUGAAACUCUCAUAAAAAAUUAGAAAAGUGCUAUUGUUUUUUUAUUUUUUUAGGAACAGUUGCCUGACAGGUUCUACAUGUACUUGGAUGCUGAUAAUGGAAUUCUUCACUUUGGCUCCGACCAGGUUUACUUCGGUGUGGCUCACUCCAACAUUGACAUGUGUCAACCAGUUUAUCCACUUGUGGCUUCCAACAAACACG